Messenger RNA from Daucus carota subsp. sativus, 1956 nucleotides. RefSeq lists its product as uncharacterized. The transcript is spliced from 7 exons. Lineage: Eukaryota; Viridiplantae; Streptophyta; Magnoliopsida; Apiales; Apiaceae. Gene Ontology annotation, biological process: snRNA import into nucleus. Gene Ontology annotation, cellular component: cytoplasm; nucleus. The coding region runs from base 91 to 1389 and encodes 432 amino acids. The record is from RefSeq and is a predicted model, not a curated record.
GCAGUAAUUUGCAAGUCUGGUUUCAGGAGAGAGUAAAAUUAGGUUUAAAACAGUGCUCCAACGACUAGCGAGCCCUAAAUAAACAAACAAAUGGCACCUCACGAUAUUCGCCGUCCGUUUAAACGUCCGGCGAUCUCCGACCAACAAAAGCGCCGUGAUCUUUCACUUCUCCGGCAGAAUCAGAACCGUCGCGACGCUCAGCACCAAGCCCGAUGUUUAGCUUCCACCGUCGUUUCGUUACCCAAUCAAAACUCCGAAACCGUAUCCGAACACUUGGAGCUCCUACCCGAACCCGAAACUGGCGAAGCCGACGCUCAAUUCAGUGAAGCUGAGGGUCAAUUUGGUCAUUCACAAGCUCCGUCGAGUUCUAGGGAUUUGGAUAUUCGUCAUGCCUCCAAGCUCCGAGGGCCCGAGGUUCGAAUGUGGUUCGCUAAACAGUUGAUGCUUCCUGAGUGGAUGAUCGAUGUUCCUGAUCGAUUAAGUCUCGACUGGUAUGUAUUUGCAAGGCCAUCUGGAAAACGAUGCUUUGUUGUGUCUUUGGAUGGUACCACUAUUAGUAGACUGAGAAAUGGUUCGUUGUUGCAUCGGUUUCCUUCUGCUUUGCCUAAUGGAUGUCGGAAAAAAGGUGGAUCUGGACAGUCAUAUACAAUACUUGACUGUAUAUUUCACGAGUUGGAUCAGACUUACUAUGUUAUCGAUAUGGUUUGUUGGGCUGGUGUCUCAUUUUACGAGUGCACUGCUGAGUUCAGAUUCUUCUGGUUGAACAACAAGAUGCUUGAAACAGGGGCAUGCGAAGCUCCAUCGCAGUAUCAUAGAUACAGAUUUAGUUUGCUAACCAUCUACAAUUGUGAUUAUGAAGGUCUAAAUACAGCUUACACAGGAUCAGUUCCGUAUGUGAAGGAUGGACUAGCAUUUUAUAACAAAAAUGCGCAUUACCAAACAGGGAAUACACCAUUGGCGCUAGUCUGGAAAGAUGAAAAUUGCAGUCAAUAUGUCAUUGAUACUGAUGGCAAAGGACAGAUUCCACAUCAGCAACAGGUUGCUUUGGAGCUUCAAGGUGAUGGAAAACUGACUACAUCUGAUGACCCUCCUGUUGUAUUUGGUUGUCUGAAUAAGGAAUUCAUUGAAAAGUCAGAACUGCUUCCUGGAAACCUUUUAAGAUUUGCUGUUGGUGAAGGAGGAUUAAAUUUUUUGGAUGGGAAACUUGAGAAGGCUGACUUGCAAUACCUUGGCAAAGUCAAUCGUGCACGUGCUUUUGCAGAUACUUACUCCAAGGUAGUGUUCCAGCACAUGGUUCGGCAUUCUCCUUUAAGAAUAGAACACCUGUUUGCAUCUGUCAGUUCAUCGCAUGACCAAGAUGAGGUUCAUGAUGUGGAAAUGGUUGUUUGAUGGUGGCUGUUACGAGAGGUUUUAUCUUUGUUUCCCUUAUGUAGUGCUGCCAUGGGGACAAUUUUGGCCUGGCCUUUGGUACAUCCCUGUGCAAUGCUAAAGCAGACAAGAGUUGUAUUAAAAUGAUUGAAAAUCAUCCUCCUUGCAAAUUUGCAAUCCACGUGAUUCACAAUUGACCCUACUCCAUUGUGUUUGGAUGUGCAGUAGAAGAUUUUCUUCCCACAUGAUAUCUCAACAAACUUUUGGAGGUUAUAAAACUGCGGCAUAUAUGGAGCACAACUGUACGCAUCUUUGAGCAGUGAGCAUGAAACAGUUAUGAAUUUUGAGCAGAAUCUGUGUGUUUACAUAAAAAAAUCACAAAUGAUGUAAAGGAAUUAAUCAACUUCUACUCUUCUAGUCAUCAGUAUUUAUAUGUAUUCGAAGAAGUCAUCCAGCACAAGCUCGGUUUGAAUUAUUUAUUGCCUGAUGAAUCUAGCUUAUAGACUAUUUUGUUAAAAUUUUAACAAGGUGUGUUUUUUAAAUUUCUAGAGACUUGGACAAAAAUGAAGUAUAUUUUUGUCAUGUGUA